Molecule: messenger RNA, 735 nt
Organism: Trichoderma asperellum CBS 433.97
Lineage: Eukaryota; Fungi; Ascomycota; Sordariomycetes; Hypocreales; Hypocreaceae
Source: RefSeq, a predicted model, not a curated record
UAUAGUGGACCUAUGAUGCAGCACGACAAGUUGGGCAGCAAAGAGACGGGAUGACGACCAUGAUGCAGGGCAUGGAAGCGCAAGCACCAAUUGGACCUCACCACGUCUUUGAUUCUUGGCAUACGGGAGCCUCUUUCGUGGCAGUGAGCAUAAAAGUUUGGAUAAAUUUCAUUUUUUCUGUUUCAAAAGAGAGCCACGGACAUGCCCGGCUUCGGAGCAUCAUACCCGCUCCUAGCUGCCACGUUCCCUACCAUCUCCACCACCGAGGGCCGCUGUAUUACGAUAGGGGACAGUCAGUCGUCCCUCCCUGCGGCCCGCGCAAAGGACAUACUAGAUAGGAGAUCUGAAAGGGUAGGGAUGGGGAAGAACUUCAUGGACAGCGCAACGGUGGCUGGGCAGCUAAAAAUCUGCUCCCGGUGCUGCCCCAUGGCUUUGUCUGACUGGAUGGCAGCUGACCAUGGCUCAGUGGGCGAACAUGGCUGCCCAUGUACUAGGGUACGUGCCAUCUAAUUGUAGCACUCUGUGCAGAAAGUAUGGGUGCAAUAAUUGGAUGGUUCUCUCAAAUGGAGAAGCUGGCAAGCAAUGGAGGACGUCAGGAACCCGGAGUCAGAUAUCCAUUAUGUCGACUACACCAUCUAGCAGCCAGCACAUUCGCUUUAUCAUCAAGCACACCCUUUCUCAAACCAGCUCGGUGUUUGUUCGGUGGACCUGUGGUUAUUUUCGCUUGGGCUGCAU